This is a messenger RNA of Caenorhabditis briggsae, 1869 nucleotides long. Lineage: Eukaryota; Metazoa; Nematoda; Chromadorea; Rhabditida; Rhabditidae. The coding region runs from base 1 to 1869 and encodes 622 amino acids. Gene Ontology annotation, biological process: regulation of transcription by RNA polymerase II; positive regulation of cell differentiation. Gene Ontology annotation, molecular function: transcription factor binding. The record is from RefSeq and is a predicted model, not a curated record. The transcript is spliced from 12 exons.
AUGGCAACUAUUGCCCCUGCUCCAAAGGGAAACUGCCUUGUUGCUCGAGCCAUUCCGGCUGAUGCGGCGAUUCCGUCAUCUGACGUGCUCAGUGGUCUUUUGAGCAAACUGACCGUCGGCGACCCGAAAUGCGCAAACAAGUUUGAAUCUACUCAUGCCGUCACUCCAUCCGACUUCCGCGACAUCCAGAACAUCCGCUCAUCUGCAUUGGCCAAAAAGACAAAAACCGCGAAGUUCCAACUCGAUGGUGUCAAACUAUACGCCGACUUGACCCCACCCAAACAAAGUGUACGAGAUGAGGAAGAUGAAGACGACGUUGAGAUAAAGAAAAAAGAAGGAAAGGAAAAGAAGAAUGUGGAACAAAAGUCAGAACAAAACAAAGAGAAAAAGUCAGACAAAAAGUUGGACGACAAAGAAAAAGAAAAGGAACUCGAGCAGAAAGUCGCCGGUAAAGAUGAGAAGGAAAAUGAGGAGGUGAAGGAUGGGGAGCUUCUUGGUAGAGGUCCAGUACAGAAUGUCCGUGUUUCAAAUGUUGGACACCAUCCAUAUCAAAGAGCACCUCAAAUUCCAUACGGAUGCACUGCUCAAACGCCAUCAGCAGACAUUUCAGCAUACAUGGGUUACGGUAGCGGAUAUGAAUGCGGAAGCAGUUGGUCGCUUAGUCCAGACACCACCAUUGGGUCGAUCUCCGCUUCGACAACUCCUGACACCGUGCUGUCAUCGGAAGGAUACGGUUCCUCGUCUCCUCAGCAGAUUAGUCCAAAGGAUAGCCCAUUCUCGGAGAUUUCCUCGGCUGACACCUCUCGUGUUUUGACUCCGGAGAACAACGAAUUGCCAGAAAACCUGCAGGACUUCAUUUUGCAAUACUCAAAUCAGUACACCAGAGAGGACAGCGUCAAGGGACGCCCUCCAAGCGCCGACUCGGGAGUCUGCUCCCCAAUGUCGGCUCGUUCGGCACCCAAUGCAUCUCCACAAGUCCCACAAGGAACCUGCAGUGGCCCUACUACGCCAUCGUACAACCAAACGCAUCUUAGCCCGCGCACCAGUGAGAAUGGCAUUGUCACUGCCAAACAACGCCUUCAGGCACUCAUCCCUGAACAUGAUCAGGCAACUGGAUUACUUUGGGGCUGCACUAUUAUCAGAGACCUCCUGAAGAACCGCGAUUCUGAUGGUGACACCCCACUCCACAUUGUUGUCGCUCAUCAUGACCAUGGAAAGAUUUUCGGAUUGUGCGAGACCCUGAAAAAGACUAGCAAUGAGAAUGAGGAGAACAUGUUCAACGUCUGCAACAACUACGGCGAGACACCACUCUAUGUUUCUGUUAUACAGAGAAAUCUUGAGCUUGUUGAAUAUUUCUUGGAAUGUGGCGCUUCUCCAAACGGACAUAGCAGUCGUGCUCUUGGAGAUACUCCGCUUCAUUUUGCUGCUUCUCGUGGAAUGGUCAAUAUAGUCAGGGCUCUGCUCAACUGCAGAGAAACCGAUGUCAACUCAAGCAACGACGGCGGACAAACUCCUUUCAUGUGCGCUGUUAAAAUGCAUGGAAUGAUUGAUGAGGAUACUCAUCAAAAAAUUGACAAUAGAGCUGUCCUCUCAAUGCUAUUGGAAAAAGGAGCCGACCCAGGAGUUCAGGAAUGCGGAACCGGAAAAACAAUUGUCCACCUUGCAAUUGAUAAGCAGGAUGUGGAGUUGAUUGAUCACCUCAGCAAAAUCCUGACCGAAGAAAGCUUCGUACAUUUGGCAACCACGAUAAACUACGACCAACAAAGUGCUGUCGAGAUUCUUGGAUCGCAGAUUUACGAGGCGCACAACAGUCACAUUCGUGAAGCACUCUACAUUCGCCUCCUUGUGUGCGGUGUUCAUAAACACUAA